Contarinia nasturtii (swede midge) is the source of this 1729-nucleotide messenger RNA. It is a transcript of the gene Gpdh1, whose product is annotated as glycerol-3-phosphate dehydrogenase [NAD(+)], cytoplasmic. Gene Ontology annotation, biological process: glycerol-3-phosphate catabolic process; carbohydrate metabolic process. Gene Ontology annotation, cellular component: glycerol-3-phosphate dehydrogenase (FAD) complex; cytosol. Gene Ontology annotation, molecular function: NAD binding; glycerol-3-phosphate dehydrogenase [NAD(P)+] activity; protein homodimerization activity. The record is from RefSeq and is a predicted model, not a curated record. Bases 220 to 1281 code for a protein of 353 amino acids. Lineage: Eukaryota; Metazoa; Arthropoda; Insecta; Diptera; Cecidomyiidae. The transcript is spliced from 8 exons.
ACAUUGAUUCACACAUGCACACAGGGUUGAUGUGAGAUUUCGCCUGAUAUUUUUAAAGUCGACUUAGAUCCAAAACAAAUUCAGUUGAGUUCUGAGUUUUGUUGAAAAAACUGCGAUUUUCCGUCUACGUCUGACGAAUUGAAGUGAAAAAUAAAAUCAACAAAUCGCGCGACACCACAAGACGACUUAAAAUCUCUCAAGUGUAUCAAUUUUUGCGAUAUGGCUUCAGAUAAAGUAAACGUAUGCAUUGUGGGCUCCGGCAACUGGGGUUCAGCUAUUGCAAGAAUUGUUGGUGCAAAUGCAGCCAACUCAGCCCAAUUCAAUGAACGCGUCACAAUGUAUGUGUUUGAAGAAAUGAUCGAGGGAAAAAAGCUCACCGAAAUCAUUAAUGAAACACAUGAAAAUGUUAAAUAUUUGCCUGGAAAAAAAUUGCCCUCAAAUGUGGUGGCCGUUCCAGAUUUGGUUGAAGCAGCCAAAGAUGCUGAUAUUUUGAUUUUCGUCGUUCCACAUCAAUUUAUUCCCGGCCAAUGCAAGCAAUUGUUAGGAAAAAUAAAGAAAACAGCCGUUGGUUUGUCAUUAAUCAAAGGUUUUGAUGUUGCCGAAGGUGGUGGUAUUAAAUUGAUUUCAAGCAUCAUCACCGAAAAUCUAAAUAUCCCAUGCUAUGUAUUGAUGGGCGCCAAUUUAGCCAAUGAAGUUGCCGACGAAAAUUUCUGCGAAACCACAAUCGGUUGUCAAGAUAAAAAAUGGGCACCAAUCUUACGCGAUAUGAUGCAGGCCAGUUAUUUCCGUGUUGUUGUUGUCGAUGACGUCAACACAGUUGAAGUAUGCGGAGCUCUAAAGAAUAUCGUUGCAUGCGGUGCUGGUUUUGUUGAUGGUUUAAAAUUGGGCGACAACACAAAAGCUGCCGUCAUUCGUUUAGGCCUUAUGGAAAUGAUUAAAUUCGUCGAAGUCUUCUAUCCAGGUAGUCAAUUGGCAACAUUCUUUGAAAGUUGUGGUGUUGCCGAUUUAAUUACAACUUGCUAUGGCGGUCGUAAUCGUAAGGUUUCAGAAGCUUUUGUGACAAGCGGUAAAACAAUUGAACAACUUGAAGCCGAGAUGUUAAAUGGUCAAAAAUUACAAGGACCACCAACAGCCAAAGAAGUGAACUACAUGCUUGCAAACAAAAAAAUGGAAGAGAAAUUCCCAUUGUUUACGGCUAUUCACAAUAUCUGUAUUGGUAAACUCAAACCAGAUCAACUUAUUGACUGUAUACGUAACCAUCCCGAGCAUAUACCGAAAUGAAAUUUAAGCACCCAAACACACAACCUUUGCACGAUUUAUAUUGUUCGUCCCAUUCAUCCACAUAAAUUGCACCGUCAAUUUUGAAUCAGCUGUUUGAAUAAAGAAUCAAUAAUAAAUUGAUCAUUUGCCAAUGUUCAUCACAUACAGGGCCGAUAUUUUUUUAUCAAGGGCUUUUAAAUGGGCUCACACACUUUUUUAAAAUGAAAAAAAAGACAUUUUUCGAAUUUUUUUUUUUAAAUAAUUGACUUAAUUUUGUUUUUUGAUUGCUUUAAUCGAAGUACUCGAACUAAAACAAAUACACACAGCCGAUUUCACGCCUUACUUAUCCCCUCGAUCUACGACUACUUACUAACUAUGAUAUUAACCCGUAUUAACCAAUUUUUGUUACAGCAAUUUACAUUUUUUUCUUCAUUAAUUGAUGGUUUUAAUAGUAAUUUCAAUCCAAUUC